AUGAGGCGUUGCAGAGAUUUGGUAGCCAAUGCGGAUGAUCCUCAGACACACGUGAACGCUUCGUGUUGGAAAAUAAUGUGGUCGAACUGUCAUCUAUUGAUUAUUGUCAUGCUUCUGUUUCGGUCUGCUCUUCCAUAUAAGAAUGAGUAAUCGCUAUGCGGUCAUUCAAGGAGGCGGGUGUCUCACGUCGCGGAAUCCCACAGUUGUAUCGCGAAUCGUUGCGCGGCGCUGAGAGUCAAAGCGGCCCGUUGUAGGAGCUCGUACCGCACAUCGUUGUGUGAUGGCCAAGUGGACACGGUUAUUUCGCCAUCCGCAGCGCUGUUUAUGCAGGAUUACUGUAUGAGACAAUCGUACACCAUUCCGUGCCUUGCCUGAGACACAUUUUCCCAUAAUAUGGCUGAUCAGAGCAACAUUCAGUCCGCCGCCUCCAAAAGCAUCAGGCCGUUCAAAUCCAGUGAGGAAUACCUGUAUGCCAUGAAGGAGGAUCUGGCUGAAUGGCUGAACACGCUGUAUGAUCUGGACAUUUCGGCGGACACUUUUAUGGAGGGUCUGGAAUCCGGCUGUGCGCUCUGCCGGCAUGCCAACAACGUGAACCGCGCCGCCCACGAAUUCAAGGCGAAGUAUCCAGAUGCGGCGCAGUCGCUGCGGAUACCCAGCAAGGAUGUGGUUUUCCAGUCGAGGAACGUCAUACCUGGAUCCUUCUUAGCCAGGGACAACGUGUCAAACUUCAUCGGCUGGUGCAGGCAGGAGCUCUGGAUCAAAGAUGUGCUCAUGUUCGAGACCAACGACCUGGUGGAGAAAUGUAACGAGAAGAACUUCGUGCUGUGCCUGCUGGAGGUGGCUCGCCGGGGGGCCAAAUUCGGCAUGCUUGCACCAAUGUUGAUUCAACUGGAGGAGGAAAUCGAGGAAGAGAUACGGGACCAGGAGAACCUGACAGAGGCUCUGGGGGAGCCGAGGCCGCCGGACAGAACGUUUAGCCGGAAGAAGAGCAUCGGCGAGCCCGACCCAGAACUGUUGGCCCGCUGGCAACAGCAGCAGAAGAAAGUCCUCUUGGAUAUGCGCAACCUGGACGAGCUGGUAAGGGAGAUUCUGGGCCAGUGCUCCUGUCCAUCACAGUUCCCCAUGACCAAAGUCUCAGAAGGGAAGUACAAAGUGGGAGACUCCAGUGCACUGAUCUUCAUCAGGGUGUUACGGACUCAUGUGAUGGUGCGUGUAGGUGGAGGUUGGGACACACUUGAGCAUUACCUUGACAAACAUGAUCCCUGUCGCUGUGCCGCGUUUGCUCACCGGUAUCAGCAGUCUAAAGCAAGUGGUCAGGGACCUCACAGCAAGAGUUCCAGCACUCAAUCUUCCCGUUCUACAAGCCCUGGACCUCACUGGCACAAUGAGGGUAUAGCCCACUACAAAACUGCUGACAGGCGCUCUUUAGAUCCUGCAUUAUGCUCCAUGGCCCAUUCCUCUCCCUCGCGGCUUGGCAAGUCGCAACAUGCAGCUGUGCCAGUGGAGACGGAGACUAACACGGGGCGACCCACAACACUCCUUCCACGACACCCACAAGACAGAUCAGAGCCACGCCACUUUAAUCCCCUCAGAAAUAAGGAAUCUCUUCUUCCAAAGACUCGCAGGCUUUCAGGGGACAGUGACUCCUCUACAGCUUCCUCUAUAGGUGGAGGAAGCAGCACAGGAGGAGGUUGCCACUCUUUGGGUACACGGCAUGCACACGGAGAGCAGGUGGUGCUGCUAGUGAACCGUAAGGAGGGGAAGCAUGUUAUCGAGCGUCCUGGAGCAGGGUCACAGGUUUCAACUCUGAGAACCUCUCAGGCCUGCGCCCGUAGUGCUUCUAGAGAGCGCUGUGGUCCGCAGUCCACCUCCAUCCUGAAACCUAGCCCACCCAAAGGGCCAGCAGAAAAUCGCACCUCUCGCCCUGAGAGAGGCAGAUCCAUGGGCCCUGAAGGUCCACGGAGGCUCCAGGCUCCAUGCUCCCUCAGCCAAGGCAAGACACCUAGAGGCCAACUGGGUGAGGUCAAUCCUGGGACAUCUCCUCGCCACAGAGACCCUCAGCCUCUCUCCAUGGAUCGGAGAGAGGAACUGAGGCCCAAGCAUGUCCCCACAGCCACUUCAAGAAUAAGCGUAAACUUGCCAAGAAGACAGACGUCUGCCUCCAACUCACCUGUGAAAGGCACCACCAUUGGAAGUCCUGGGAAGAAGGGCAUGGUUAUGCCACGACCCCCUGCCCCACGUUCACCUUCCUCUGGGAGUCGAAAAUUACCUCCCCCUGUCUCAAAGGCAGGGCGGCGCUCUCCACAUACUUCUCCACGAUCAAGUCAUCACCAUCUACCACGUUCCCCUCGAACUACACACAAUCCACGAUCCACAGGGAAAGACAAAAGAGGGUGGGUAAAUAGCCACCACCAGCAGCAGGAGAACCAGGAGGAUAGCUGUAUUUUUAGUUUACACCUGUUGCCAAGUCUGGACCCUCAAAGGGAAGAAGACCUGUAUCGCAGCUUUGAGAAUGAGUUCCUGGCCAACACAAAACAAGCCAGGGUUGGGCAGGGUAAAGCAUCCACUGCAAGGGAAAUAGGGUCCCUACAGCUUCCAGUAACCCAACAGGGUUUAGGGGUGCUCCCAACAUCUACAGGUGACACUAAUAUCACAGACUCAACUUAUACUUCCUCUAACUCUUCAUCUCCUCGUGCCUAUGCUCUCGAGGAUCCUCCCACCCUUCUCCAUAGCCAGAUUCGCGGAGGCUUUCGCAAUGGGGGGCUACUGGAUGGAGAAAGAUGGGGUGGUAGAGGUGGCGGUCUCCGAAAGCUCCCAGCCAUCUCCAGCUCCACAGAGGGAGGUGAGCUCCUGCAGGCCUCAAAUCCAGGCCUAUCCAGGCUCCAGAUGUCCCAGUCUAUGUGCCUCCACAAAGAUCUCAAUGGAAGCCAUGGGAGUCUCCCUCUGGCAGAGGUGCCAAUGGAGAGCCAGCACGAACUGGGGACUUGGGCUGGGGUUGAGGGGGAUGUCCCAAAAACUGAAGAUCACCCUGACCUGCCAUACGACAGUGCAGAUCUAAAUGCUGACCUGCCAAUUCCCGAGUCCUUUCCCGCUCCACCACCACCUCCAGAUGACUGUUCUUACCAGGACUCCUCCAGUGAGAGCUCCUCCAUGUGUUUUAGUCUAAGUGAACCUCCAUCUGAGGGCUCCUGUACUCCUCCUCCACCACUGGCCAAUGGGAAUACUGAUGGUGCAGUGGUCCUCCCAGCCAUAAGGGGUCAAAAGAUGGCAGAGCGGCUACCCUCCAUCUACAAGCUUAAGCUACGGCCGCGGAUCAGACCUCGUACCGACAACAGACCUGAUAACAGCACGUCACGCAUCCCUACUCCUGUAAGAUUCAGGAAUCAUUGUCCGCAGUCUCCUGCUAUCUCUUCCCCCCUUCAGACCCCACCACAAUCCCCAUGUUCAAACUGCCAACAUCAUCCAAACCCAGCCGCGAUCCCUAGUUAUGGGCUCUAGAGAACGUGCCUACUCUUCAGAACCCAGCGUGGACACAGAAGCCUGGAUAUAGUAAAACAUGGUGGUGUGGAGGAGGAUGAUGAUGUCUGUGAACCUUCUCUUUACAGUCAAUUUAGAGAGAAGAGUGGUUGAAAAAAGCACAUUUAUAAUGACAAAGAGACAAUGCACCUCUGACUGUUAUGGCUAACAUGUAGCUGGAUGCUGGAAUCCUAACUGUCAUUUCACUUGAGACAUAAAAUUGUCCUUAAGUGGUUAAGAACAUUACCAACUACAUUCUUUAGAUCUUUGACCAAAAUACAGACUCAUAGCAUCAUCUUGGCAUAAAAGGUUUUACCAAAGGCAGUGCCCUUCAAGUUCAUGUGAUCAUGGUACAUUUUUAAAACAGGUCAAUAAUCUCCAUGAGAACUUUUUUUUUUUUUUUUAAGGUUUAGUUCAGUUUUGUUUAAGUUUAAGAGAAACUUAACUUCCCAAUUUUAUCAAGAAAUGUUAAUAUACAGAGUACACUGUAUAAUUGGGGUGGUGUUUUAAACAUUUUUAAUAAGAGCUCUAGAAUCUCUAGAGCAAAUAAGAUGGAGUAGUGCAAACUUUUUGUUGUAAUUUUAUGUGCAUCUACUAGCAAGAUGGAUGCCUGUAUGACGUUUUCACCAGACUUCCAUGUCAUAAAAUAACAGUACACUUCUUUAGCCCAUUUAGCUAAACAGCACAUCAUAUCAAUUCACAUCAUAUUUACUCUGUUUAGAGGAUCUCUCAAAAACAUUAAUGAGAGUCCAUAAUCCAUAGGUUAUCGGCCUGCUUUACAUCACCUUGGAUAAAGAUUUAGGCAAAUAUGUUGUAUUUGUGUAUUAUUUUCUGUACAAACUACAAAGGGCAGUGUAUAGGUUUAUUUGUAAAAUAUGUUCAAUUUAUUAAAUGUUUGUUUAUGUGAUGUACAUAUAAUAAUUAAUUGAAUUUAAAAUGUAUGCUGUUUAUUUCAGUAUACUGAUUCUGCCUUAGCUAUGCAUUUUUGUUUUUGAAAGUUGCCUUGACUAAUCUAUUGCCUUAAAAGAUGAGAAGUUUGUUUGUGAAGUAGAGAUGAGGGAUGAUUUGUAAGUGUGUGAUUAGGUAUCUGGGUGGAUAAGUGUGUGUGAUAGUGAAAGUGUCUUUUCAUAGACCCUCUGCUUUUACCCCAUUGUUAACUCUGUGAGACAACAUAUGUGAGACAGCCAAUCACAUAUAUAAUAUAACUGUCUGUAACAUCAAUGUCUUGCUUUCUCAGCACACCUCUGCUUAGCAAGCCCCUGAUUAAUAAGAGGUCAAUAAAAUGUUUUCAGCUAGAUGGAAAUCUCUUAAAACUAUGUAUACAAAAGUAAAUCAUUUAAAAAAAUCCAUGAUUAGUGAUACUUUUCCACUGUGUCAUUACCACCUCCAGAAGCUAAGUAUCUAUCAGAGCUUUGUGAUGCCACCAAGUGGUUGAAUAAAUGAUCUACACAAUGCAACAUCCAUAUUGUUGUAAGGAAGAAAUGUGUAGUUUUGAAGUAAGGGAAAGCUUAAUCAGUUCUUUGUCUGUUGUUAACUUGAAUGUUACUUGCGAUAAAAAGUACAGUAUUCAUGCACACUGAAGAAAGUUAUGAUUUGUUUGUUUUAUAUUCAAACACUUCUAAUCUGACAGGUACUAGACAACUGCAUUUAAUAGGGAAAAAUUUGACUUAAAGAGUUACACUACACACGUUUAGGUUUGUCAUUGGAUUGUGUUUAUUUAUAUGAAAGGAGUAAGUCUUUAGGCCUUGGUAAUUGAUUUUGGGUAAAUUGUUUUGUCAUUAUGGGAUGAUGUUUUAUGUUUUUAAAUUAAUGGUUCAAUUGUUUACUUUGGUGAGUUCUCUUUUAAAGUCUUUAUACUGCCAUUUAUUUAUGAGCUCAAUUGUUUUAUCUAGAGAUAUUCUGAUGUUUGCUGUUUCAGUGAAUCAAAAAGGAGUCUUAGAGCAAAAAAAGUGGUAAAGAUGUUUAUGGGGUUGCAUUUCAGUGUUCUUUCUGACCUAAAGGACUGCAAAUACAGGAUUAUUAUCAUGACUGCUGACAGUCUUGUGUAAAAACUGCAAAACAAUGCAUCACUGCACAUUGCUUCUGUGUCCAGUGCCAUUUAAACAUCAGUACUGGCAUUUCAUACCUAGGUAUAAAUAAGGAUGGUAGAACAUGUUUGCUGUGCUUAUUUAAGUUAGUCGGACAUACCCUCCCAACUACUCACUGCACUGCGAUUCAGUUAUCUUUCCAGUAUAUAAUCAUUAACUGCCAUACAUUUGUACUGUUAACUUAUUUUGAGUUGCAUUUGUAUUACCUCUGUUUUGCUUUCCUACAAAAAUCUUACAGAAAAAAAGAAAUGUUUUUCUUCUGCAAUGACUUUCUUAAAAUUUAGAAAUUCUGAGAUAAUAUAUUGCAUGGUUGUUUUUUUCUUCACUAUUUACAUCACAUCUACAAGCCUGUAGGAUUCUUAUGCUUGCUUGAAAAAUCUUUUUUGCAUUGUGCAAAUGUGAUGUUCAGAUCUGAUCUACAAAAUGCAUGUCAAAUCUAUGACAUUCUCUGGUUCAAGUAAAUGAAAAGGCUGUUGGUUAAUAUUAAAAUGUGAAUGUCUUUAGAUUCACUUUAAUUUCCACAGUUAGAAUUUUUGGGUGAUAAAUCAUUUUUGUUCUCAGUUGUUGUUGUUUUGUUUUUUUAUGGUGACAAUAAAAUGUUAGUUCUUGACAUUGUGAAAUUUGUAUGUGUUGAAAAGCAAUAUUGCAAGACCAACAUUCCACUGUUCCUU
Messenger RNA from Xyrauchen texanus (razorback sucker), 6274 nucleotides. Its product is annotated as GAS2-like protein 1. The transcript has 5 exons. NCBI's taxonomy places the organism in Eukaryota, Metazoa, Chordata, Actinopteri, Cypriniformes, Catostomidae. Gene Ontology annotation, biological process: protein localization to microtubule plus-end; actin crosslink formation; microtubule bundle formation. The coding region runs from base 394 to 3498 and encodes 1034 amino acids. Gene Ontology annotation, cellular component: actin filament; stress fiber; microtubule plus-end. Gene Ontology annotation, molecular function: microtubule binding; actin filament binding; cytoskeletal adaptor activity. The record is from RefSeq and is a predicted model, not a curated record.